Messenger RNA from Setaria italica (foxtail millet), 1020 nucleotides. Lineage: Eukaryota; Viridiplantae; Streptophyta; Magnoliopsida; Poales; Poaceae. The record is from the annotation of a RefSeq genome assembly.
AUGGUUCGAGAGGAGGUAACAGGAUCCACCCAAACACUAGAGUGGAAGUGUGUUGAAUCAAGAGUAGAUAGUAAGCGUCUUUAUUAUGGUCGUUUCAUUCUGUCCCCGCUUAGAAAAGGUCAAGCGGAUACUGUCGGUAUUGCCUUGCGAAGAGCUUUACUUGGAGAAAUAGAAGGAACGUGUAUCACACGCGCCAAAUUUGGGAACGUGCCACACGAAUAUUCUACAAUAGUAGGUAUUGAAGAAUCCAUACAAGAAAUUUUACUAAAUUUGAAAGAAAUUGUAUUGAGAAGUAAUCUCUAUGGAGUUAGAGACGCAUCAAUUUGCGUCAAAGGUCCUAGAUACAUAACCGCUCAAGAUAUAAUCUUACCGCCUUCCGUAGAAAUCGUUGAUACGACACAACCUAUAGCUAACUUGAGAGAGCCGAUUGAUUUCUAUAUUGAGUUACAGAUCAAGAGAGAUCGCGGAUAUCAUACGGAACUCAGAAAGAACUCUCAAGAUGGAAGUUAUCCUAUAGAUGCUGUAUCCAUGCCUGUUCGAAAUGUGAAUUAUAGUAUUUUUUCUUGUGGGAAUGGAAAUGAAAAACAUGAGAUACUUUUUCUAGAAAUAUGGACGAAUGGAAGUUUAACUCCUAAAGAAGCGCUUUAUGAAGCUUCUCGUAAUUUGAUUGAUUUAUUUCUUCCUUUUCUACACGCAGAGGAAGAGGGCACUAGUUUCGAAGAAAAUAAAAACAGAUUUACUCCACCCCUUUUAACCUUUCAAAAAAGAUUCACUAAUCUAAAGAAAAACAAAAAAGGAAUUCCAUUGAAUUGUAUUUUUAUUGAUCAAUUAGAAUUGCCUUCUAGAACGUAUAAUUGUCUCAAAAGGGCCAAUAUACAUACACUAUUGGACCUUUUGAGUAAGACUGAAGAGGAUCUUAUGCGAAUUGAAAGUUUUCGUAUGGAAGAUGGAAAACUUAUAUGGGACACUCUCGAGAAGCAUCUCCCAAUUGAUUUACUUAAGAACAAGUUCUCGCUUUAA